AUGACAUUCAUUCCACAAAAACACGUUGAAUUUCUAAGAAAUAAAGAAAAGGAAAAUGAAAAUGAUAUUGAGUCAAUAACAAGCUCGCACCUAAAAAUAUGUGGUAUUUAUUGGGGUAUCACAACACUUCAUUUAUUAAAUCAAGUUACUGAAGAAGAUAAAGAAAGAUUAUCACAAUUUUGUAUGAAAUGUUUUGAUGAAAAGACUGGUGGAUUUGGAGGAAAUAUUGGAUAUGACGGGCACAUAUACAAUACUCUUAGUGCAAUACAAGUAUUAUGUAUUUUAGGAAAACGUUCAUUAAUUCCAGUUGAACAAGUAGCUAAUUUCAUUAAAUCUUGUCAAAGGGAAGAUGGAAGCUUUGUUGCUGAUCAUUGGGGAGAAUCUGAUAAUAGAUUUGUGUAUUGUGCCGUAUUAGCAUUAACUCUCAUUGGUAAAUUGGAUGUCAUUAACACAGAAGCAGCAGUUAAUUACUUAAUGAAAUGUAUGAAUUUUGAUGGGGCAUUUGGAUGUAUCCCAGGGGCAGAGUCACAUGCUGGUCAAACAUUUACAGUUGUAGCAUGUUUAGCAUUAUUAAAUCGGUUAGAUGUAUUAGAUAAAGAGAAAUUAGCAUGGUGGUUAUGUGAAAGACAAACAGCAACUGGAGGACUUAAUGGAAGACCUGAGAAAUUACCUGAUGUAUGUUAUUCAUGGUGGGUAUUAACUUCAUUGAUUAUUCUUGGAAAAGUUGAUUGGAUUGAUAAAGAUGCACUUGAGAAGUUUAUUCUACAAGCACAAGAUAUGGAAGAUGGUGGGAUUGCUGAUAGACCAGGUGAUUGUGCUGAUAUUUAUCAUACAUAUUUUGGGAUUGCUGGAUUAAGUUUAAUGAGAAAGUAUACAGAUAUUAUUGGUGAAAUUGACCCACGAUUUGCUAUGCCAAAGGAUGUAUUAGAGUUUUAUCAUUUAAUUUAA
This is a messenger RNA of Entamoeba dispar SAW760, 948 nucleotides long. Its product is annotated as geranylgeranyl transferase type-2 subunit beta, putative. Bases 1 to 948 code for a protein of 315 amino acids. Gene Ontology annotation, biological process: protein geranylgeranylation. The record is from RefSeq and is a predicted model, not a curated record. The transcript is spliced from 2 exons. Gene Ontology annotation, molecular function: Rab geranylgeranyltransferase activity. NCBI's taxonomy places the organism in Eukaryota, Evosea, Mastigamoebida, Endamoebidae. Gene Ontology annotation, cellular component: Rab-protein geranylgeranyltransferase complex.